AUGAAUUUUGAAACACUUCCAGAUGAAUUAAUUUUAUUAAUAUGUCGAUAUCUAUCAUCAUCGGAUAUACUUUAUUCAUUAUUUAAUUUAAAUUCUCGUUUAAAUCGUACAAUUCUCAUUUAUCGUCAACAUGUAAUACUUCGAUUGACAAGUUAUAAUCAAUUUGAAUAUCUUUGUUUAAAUGUUUUACCUAAAAUAGGUUCAACAAUUCGUUCAUUAACUAUAAAUACUAAUUGGACAGAUUUAAUAGCUAAACGAUUUUAUUUUUAUUUUGGUGAACGAAUGAAAGAAAUCUUUCCUAAUAUUGAACGUCUUACUCUUGUUGCAUUUAGUGGAAGUGAAUUAAAUGAUUAUAUGAUAAGUAUAUCCGAUUUAAUUUAUUUAAAACAAUUAACAAUUCAAGAUCGAUAUAAUAUAACAGAAGAAUAUAAACAAGUUUUAUUUGAUAAAAUUCUUUCAGCAAAUAAUAAUCGAUUAGAAAAAAUUUGUUUUAAUCGUCAUUCUGAAAGUUUAUCAAUUAAUCCAAUAAAUUCAAUAGUUUAUUCAAAUAUUAUUCAAUUAAAUAUACAUUUAGAAAAAAUAACUGAUCUGCAAUGUCUUAUGAAAUUAAUACCAAAUAUUCGUCGAAUGAAUAUUGUUAUUGAUAAUCAAUCAGAUGAUAUAAUAAUACAUUUUCAUGAAGAAUUUAUAUUAACAUAUUUAAUCGAAUUUCAUUUGGAAUCAUUUCGUCGUAAUUGGAUAUUUGAUGAAAUUUAUUCAUUACUUAAACAAAUGCCUUUUCUACAAACUCUUUCACUUGAUUUAUUUUCUCAAGAUUUUCAUUUAUCUAAUGGUCAACAUAUUGUUCCUAUAUUACCAAUAAAUACUCUACAAAAUUUAAAUUAUGCUAUUGAAUAUGAACCAGAAGUAGAAAUUGAAUCUAUUGAGAAUAUCAUAUCAUCAUGGACAUCAACACCCUAUCCCAUUUCUUGUUUAAGUGCUAAUGGUACUACUCAGAUAUUUCUUCAUACAAUUCCAUAUAAUUUUCCCUAUCUUGAUAUUAAUUCAUCAUAUGCUAAACGUAUGAAUAAAAAACUUGGCGAUUAUAGUCCUCGUAUAAAAGAAUUACUUUUAUUUAAUGUAUCGACAUUAGCUGAAACAUUUAUAGCAAUUAGUAAUUGUACCAAAAUAAAAGAUCUUGCAUUAGAAAUCGGUGAUGAACCCUCGGAAAUAAUUGAAGAUGAACAGAAAGAAAAAGAAAAUAUUUUAUUACCCUCUUUGAAUAAACUUCAUUGGCUUUCGAUUGAUGGUUGUCCACCUGAUGUUCAUCUUCUAAAAGAAAUAUUAAUUGCAUCACCAAAUUUAUCUUUACUUGUUAUUGAUAUGAAAUAUCUUAUUCGAUUAUUUGAUAUAGAAGAUAAUCAAUCGUGUCUUUUAUUAUUAAAAAAUCGUAUAAGAAAUUUAUCAAUUCAAAUAGAAGAUGAAGCCGAAAUGAAUGACCUCAUUUUUGAAAAAUUAUCAAAAAUAUUCAUUCAUAUUCGUCAUAUAAUUGUUGAAAUAAAAUUAACAAAUGGUUUAUCAAUUGAAAAUUUUCUUCUUUUCUUUUUUAAAUACUUUCAAAAUCAUCAAUUGAUAUCCAUUAUAGUACGAGGUUGUACAACUGAACAAUUACGUAAUAAUCCAUCUCAAUGGCUUAUUGAUCAUACUUAUUUAAAUACAUUUACUAAUCAAUUUCAAGCGGAUUGUGAUGAUGUAGAAUUUAAAAUUUGGUUUUAA
Adineta steineri is the source of this 1755-nucleotide messenger RNA. Lineage: Eukaryota; Metazoa; Rotifera; Eurotatoria; Adinetida; Adinetidae. The record is from the annotation of a GenBank genome assembly.